Rosa rugosa (rugosa rose) is the source of this 1298-nucleotide messenger RNA. Its product is annotated as binding partner of ACD11 1. Gene Ontology annotation, molecular function: RNA binding. NCBI's taxonomy places the organism in Eukaryota, Viridiplantae, Streptophyta, Magnoliopsida, Rosales, Rosaceae. The transcript is spliced from 5 exons. Bases 134 to 1063 code for a protein of 309 amino acids. The record is from RefSeq and is a predicted model, not a curated record.
AAAUACCUGACGUCACCUAUCAGGGACCCUGAUUCCGGCCACGCAUAACCGACUGUCUCUCUCUAUCUCUCUGUUUCUUCUUGUUCCUCAGACACAAGCAAAACCUGCGAAUACAGACGACGCAUUGAAUUUGAUGGAGGAGGUAAGGACAGUGAAAAUUAACAAUGUCUCCCUCAGCGCAACGGACCAUGAUCUAAGAGAAUUCUUUUCCUUCUCCGGUGAAGUUGAAUAUGUGGAACUACAUAGUAACAAUGAGACGUCUCAGGUUGCAUACGUUACCUUCAAGGAUGCCAGUGGAGCAGACACAUCGAUCCUCCUUUCGGGAGCGACUAUAGUUGAUCGACCUGUUACCAUAGAUAUGGCUGCAGAUUACAAGCUGCCAGCUGCUGUGGCAUCAACACUUCCAGCCGCAACAGUUAAUGUAAAUGCUGGCGGCCCCAAAGAUGCUGUCCGAAAGGCAGAGGAUGUUGUGAGCAGCAUGCUAGCAAAAGGGUUUAUUUUGGGAAAAGAUGCUAUUAGCAAGGCAAAAGCCUUUGAUGAGAAACACCAGAUCUAUUCCACUGCUACGGCCACAGUUGCUACAUUGGACCAAAAGAUUGGUUUUAGUGAGAAACUUAGUGCCGGCACAACCAUGGUAAACGAUAAACUGAGGCAAAUGGAUGAGAAGUUUCAGGUCUCUGAGAAGACAAAGUCUGCAUAUUCAGCUGCAGGGCAAACAGUCAGUACUGCAGGAUCUGCACUCAUGAGCAACCGUUACAUAUUAACUGGGACAGCAUGGGCUACUGGUGCUUAUAAUAGGGCUGCCCAGACAGCAAAUGAAGUGAGCCAGAAGACAAAGGAAAAGGUUUUAGCUGAGGAAGAUAAAAAUGGCAAUAAAGGGGAAGGCAGUCAAGUGGAAGGCAUUAAAGCGGAAUGCAGUAAAGCGGAAGGCAGUCAAGCAGAUGGAAAUAAAGCGGAAGGCAAUAAAGCAGAAGGCAAUAGAGCAGAAGGUAGUCAAGCUGAAGGCAAUAAAUUAGCGGAAGACAGUAAAGCGGAAAGCAAUAAAGUGGAAGGCGGUUCUUAGAUCCAUCGAUUCCAUUCUCCAAAACUCAGCUGCUACUAAUGAGUAAUGAGCAACCUGGCCCCCAAAGGAGGCUUGAUCUUCAGUUUUGAUAAACUUGUGAUUACUGCAGUAUUUUGUGUUAUUACCAUCUACAAGAUUAGUGUAGUACUGUAGUAGUAGUACAUUUUCCAGGUUCAUUUAGAAUUUGUAUUGUACAACUGGAAUUGCUGCAAUAAAGCUUUUAUUGAAUGACUUC